CCACUAACUCCAAAGCAAUUCAUUUCCUUAUAUAACUCCAAAGUCCUCCAUUUCAUUCCCACAAGCAAGCUCCAUUCGCAUUUCAAGAUCUGUUCUUUCAGACAAGAAGGAGAGGGAGAAGAAGGUUGAAUCUCCAUCUAAUCUUGAACCGAACACAAGCAGAGAGUUACAGAUUCUUCUUCCGAGAAAGAGAACUGAUUCGGGCAUGGCGUACGAGGAAGUUAACGGGCUAAACCUCAAGGACACAGAGCUGAGACUGGGAUUGCCAGGGACAGAGGAAAACCUAGAGCAGGAUGUUUCUUGCGUUAGAGGCAACAAGAGGCCAUUUCAGAACAAAGACGAUCAAGAUCAAAACCAAGAAUCUUCACCUCCUUCGAAGACACAGAUCGUGGGUUGGCCGCCGGUGAGAUCUUACCGGAAGAACAACGUUCAAUCGAGGAAGAACGAGGACAAGGGUCAAGGAAUCUACGUAAAAGUGAGCAUGGACGGGGCACCAUACCUUCGCAAGAUCGAUCUAAAGAUGUACAAAGAUUAUCCCGAGCUCCUCAACGCUCUGGAGAAAAUGUUCAACUUCGCCAUAGGCGAGUAUUCUGAGAGAGAAGGAUACAAGGGAUCUGGGUAUGUGCCGACGUACGAAGACAAAGAUGGAGACUGGAUGCUCGUUGGCGAUGUCCCGUGGGAAAUGUUCUCUUCGUCUUGCAAGAGACUAAGAAUCAUGAAAGCCUCUGAAGCGAGAAGAGGCUUAGGCUGCUGCGUAUGAACUAUGAGAACAUUACCCUUGGGUGAACAAGAACAUGAUCAAAUCUCGAAGCCAUCGGAUUGUGAUCUGUCGGCGAAAUGAUAGAUACCCUUUUGAUCCUGAUCGGAGAAAUGACCGGAAAUUUGGUGUUCCGGUCAAGGAGAGCCAUCGGGUUGCUCCGUUCUUUCGGAAAAUUUAACCAGAAGAACGUGUAUGUAUAAUACGGACACAGAUAUAUAUUGUAGGUGUAUACUUCAAAUCCUGUUCUGUAAGAUCAGAUUUGCGGUUCUUGGCCGACCGCAAAUCAUCAUAUACGAAUAUGAAUUCGUAUACGUUUUUGGAAAUUUUUGGAUAUCUUUCCCAUUUUUGCAAUCCAAGUCUUUAUUCUCUCUCAAAUCAUCUUUAGUAAGAUAUCAAUUGCAUUAAACUCA
This is a messenger RNA of Tarenaya hassleriana, 1170 nucleotides long. Its product is annotated as auxin-responsive protein IAA1-like. Gene Ontology annotation, biological process: regulation of DNA-templated transcription. The transcript is spliced from 3 exons. Bases 206 to 760 code for a protein of 184 amino acids. The record is from RefSeq and is a predicted model, not a curated record. Gene Ontology annotation, cellular component: nucleus. Lineage: Eukaryota; Viridiplantae; Streptophyta; Magnoliopsida; Brassicales; Cleomaceae. Gene Ontology annotation, molecular function: protein binding.